UCCGCUAACUGUGUUGUACAGCAGCUCCUCGUUUUGUCGCUGUAGAUAUUCGAUCCUCAUUUAUCUUUUUCAUAGCUAAAGAAACGCGAUCUUUGCGAUCAAUCCAGAACAACAUUUUGAAUGGUCUAGAGGAAAUUCUGACUGGGAGGGCUGAUUUCAGAAGAUGGCUCUCCACGUGGAAGGACUUGUGGCUAUAGUUAUUUUUUAUAUAGUGAUUCUUCUUGUCGGAAUAUGGGCCGCCUGGAAAAACAAAAAAGCCGGCGACAUGGGAGGUGUCGAUCGAAGUGAGACCAUCAUGGUCGGCGGAAGGGACAUUGGAUUGUUUGUUGGCGGUUUUACUAUGACUGCAACCUGGGUAGGAGGAGGUUACAUCAACGGCACUGCCGAAAAUGUUUACUUGCCAGAUUCGGGUCUGGCGUGGGCGCAGGCGCCGUUCGGCUAUGCUCUUAGUUUGGUGGUGGGUGGCAUGUUCUUUGCCAAACCCAUGCGCUCCAAAGGCUACAUCACUAUGCUGGACCCCUUCCAGCAGCUUUACGGUAAACGGAUGGGAGGUCUCCUCUUCAUCCCAGCACUGAUGGGCGAGAUCUUCUGGUCAGCAGCCAUCUUAUCGGCUUUAGGUGCAACCCUCAGUGUGAUUGUGGACAUAAACAUCAACAUGUCUGUGGUCAUCUCUGCCCUCAUCGCCAUCUUCUACACGCUGGUUGGUGGCCUGUACUCUGUGGCAUAUACAGAUGUAGUCCAGCUGUUCUGCAUCUUUAUAGGGCUGUGGAUCAGUGUGCCAUUUGCAUUGUCCCACCCCGCUGUGUCAGACAUUGGAGUUACUGCUGUGAAUAAAGUCUAUCAGAGACCCUGGCUGGGCAAAAUAGAGGCAUCAGAUAUUUGGAUGUGGAUUGACAACUUCUGCCUUUUGGUGUUGGGGGGCAUUCCCUGGCAGGUGUACUUCCAGCGCGUUCUUUCUGCCUCUUCAGCCACAUACGCCCAGGUGCUCUCCUUCCUAGCGGCGUUCGGCUGCCUGGUCAUGGCCGUGCCUUCGGUCCUGAUAGGAGCCAUAGGGGCCUCUACGGACUGGAACCGGACCUCAUACGGGUCACUGUCACCAACAGAGAAGGAGGAGUCAGAUAUGAUUUUGCCCAUUGUGCUCCAAUAUUUGUGCCCACCCUACAUCUCCUUCUUUGGCCUGGGGGCGGUGUCUGCAGCAGUGAUGUCAUCUGCUGAUUCGUCCAUCCUUUCUGCCAGUUCCAUGUUUGCCCGGAACAUCUAUCAGCUCUCCUUUCGUCAGCUGGCCUCAGACCGUGAAAUCAUCUGGGUCAUGCGGAUUACAAUCUUCGUGUUCGGGGCCCUGGCCACGUCUCUGGCACUGCUGACGGGCACUGUCUAUGGCCUGUGGUACCUGAGCUCCGACCUGGUCUACGUCAUCAUCUUCCCCCAGCUAAUCUGUGUGCUUUUCAUCAAGGCCACAAACACUUAUGGAUCGGUAGCCGGCUACAUCUUUGGCCUGCUCCUCCGCAUCGGCGGUGGGGAGCCAUACCUCAGAGUUCCCCCUUUCAUCUACUAUCCUGGAUGGACCCAGAUGAAAAAGGUGAAUCACCUGACACAUGAAGCUGAGUAUUACAUCAGGCAGAGGUUCCCCUUCAAGACUGUUUCCAUGCUUGCAUCCUUCCUGGGAAACAUUGCCUUUUCAUAUUUGGCAAAGUAUCUGUUUGAAAGUGGGAAGCUUCUACCAAAAUAUGACUUCCUGGAUGGUGUUGUCUCAAAGCACAGCAAGGAGAUCAUGGACAAAACCACAUUAAUGAACAGCGACAAUAUCACCCUGGCAGAGAUGUUCCCAGUGAAAUCACAACUCAGUACUACUCUGGCUGGAACAUUUAUUACUAAAGAGGAAUUAGACGAUAAGGAAACAAGCCCCGAUUCUUCUAACAAUCAAAUUAACUAGAGGUUUCUCAGGGUUUGGACAGAACAUUUUUCGACAAUGACACAGUACAGAUCUUUGAUGUUAGGUAAGUUAAACAAGUAAGUGUGAUAACUAUAUGUAUUAUAUUUGUGUGGGUAAUUGUUUUUAAAUUCUUUUAAGUGCUGCUAUUUUUUGUAAACUAGGAAAUAGAUUUGCGUUUCAAGAACAAUUUAAGAAACUUACUGCAACUGUAUGGAUUGUACUUUAAUGAAAAAGUUUCAAGUCCUAAACUGUAGACAAUAAGGUUUGCCAUAAAAUUGCGGGAUGAACGAAUCAGGCAGUGCCAGACAAUUUGAUGUGGUAGAGACAUGCAAGGUACAAAUCAUUGUAGUGGUAUGGAUCAGAUAGUUACACCUUGGAGCCAUACUUCCUUCACAAACGAACAGAAUGACUUCCUACUAGAUGGCUGUGCAGACUGGCCGAGUUAUAUCACGGGGUCUGUAUCACGGGGUCUCUUUCAUGUGUAAUGCGGACAUGGCAGGUGAGGAGGUGUGGUAUGGAUCACGUAGUGACACACGUAAUUACUGGCUAUCAGAGUUUUAUGUGAAGUUUGGAAGUAUGACUAGGAGAACACAAAAGAUCACAAUCCCUGUGAUUCGUAUGUAAAGUAGAUUGUGGACGUCUUCAAGAUCUAUCAUGAUAUAAAAGUGUCGGCUGUGUCAGAAUUCAGGGACUGCAUCCUUCUAAGGCUGCAAUCGAAGACCGAAUGCGUCACAGCAGUGCGACAAGACUGUCCCAUUUCGAAGGCUCUUUCAAAGGUGGUCUAGAAAUGUGUCUUUUGCCGAGUUGCCAAGGGUCCACCCAAUGGAUCCUUCACAGCCUACCAUAUCCCAAGAUUCAUUAUGCAGAUGUGAAUUGGGUGUGUCCCAGCUAGACGACAGUAGCAGCACUUUAUGACUCAACGCUAUGGGCAGGAACAGCUGGUGACGCAAAUAGGAAAUUAUCCGUGGGCCAGACCAUACCAUUUAACAACACUUUCUGUUCGACCUCUGAUGAACGCUGCAUACAAUGACUACACCUUCGUAGACUGCAUCCUUCGAAAGAUGCGGCCCCUGAAUUAGGACACAGCCGUCAGUUCGCCCACCCUUAGCAUGAGGUUUAAAGUGCUUUGCUCUCUUUCAUUUCACUACCGGUACACCAGACCUAAUUUAACACCUGACCUACGAGUCACACUCCCUGUACACCACAGAAUACUUGUGCACCAUCUCCUCUGAGUGUGAGAUAUGUAAUUGUUUGAAAUGAAGUCAGUUCUGUUUACUGUUUUCUGUGAUAGUUAUUCAGCCUCCUUAUCAAAUAUACUGUCCAAAUGAAAAAUCACAAGAAAGGUAAAAGGAUUUAUCUACAGUGAUGUGUGAUAAUUGUAACAUUAAUGGUGUUUGUUUUUGGCGUUUUCAUAGUGUGAAAUGUGUGUGAUAGUUGAUUAAUCAAUUAAUCUGCCUUGACACUAUACAAAAUGUCAGUGGACUGUGUCAGCCUGCACUGCUACAUUUAAAUGUGAAUAUAAUCAUUUAAAUUCUUAAACUGUAUAGUUUAGUGGUCUGGCUAGGUCAGAAAAUAGUCUGUAUCACAUGUGGCAUUGCAUAUUUAUGUGGCAGAUAGUUUAUGUACUGUAAAUUAAAUGCAAGUAGUGCUAUAUAUCUCUAUUUUUGUGCAGAAAUAAGUGAAAAAAUGUAAGUUGAAUAAACAAUUGCAUAUGUCAAA
Paramormyrops kingsleyae is the source of this 3652-nucleotide messenger RNA. RefSeq names its product high affinity choline transporter 1-like. Lineage: Eukaryota; Metazoa; Chordata; Actinopteri; Osteoglossiformes; Mormyridae. Gene Ontology annotation, molecular function: choline:sodium symporter activity. Gene Ontology annotation, biological process: acetylcholine biosynthetic process; choline transport; neuromuscular synaptic transmission. Gene Ontology annotation, cellular component: dendrite; axon; plasma membrane. The record is from RefSeq and is a predicted model, not a curated record.